UCUUGCUCUCAGGGUGGGGAGUUCCAGCCCUGCACUGGGCUCCCUGCUGGGCUUGGAGCCUAGUUUAAAAAAAAAUUUACAAUUUCUGGGAACCUCGGGUCCAUUGCUUGCCUGAAGUCAAACCACCUUAAAGACCCGGGUCACAGUAAGUGAAUUCAUUGCCUAGAGGCCAACUUCACCUGGCGGAUCCUCACCGGAGAGCGUGAGGUAGAGCGUAAGCUUCGGUGAAGUGGCUGCUCAUAGAGACCAGGAGGUUAUCUGUCACCGCGGCCCUCCCCGCAUGCUCACCCCAAGUGAGACACCCCAGAGACUGUGCCACUAGAAGUCACCUUCACACACCUUGGAGGAUCUAUAGGAGGGAAUCCAGAUAAGCACAUGGAAAUUAGAGACGGAGAGAGAGGUCGGCGUAAGGGGCUGGGAGUGGCUGGAAGGGAAAGAGGGCAGACUGUUCUGCAAAAAGCGUAUAUAAGAGAGGAGAGGAAACACCCCACUUUCAAGCACAGGGAUCAGCGCACGGGACCCUUGGACAGGACGAGAGAGGCAGAUGGCCUGGUUCAGCCUCCACCUGCUGCACCUCCUGUGGGCGGCGGCGGGGACCAGCACCUGGGCCCGAAGCUCCUGCUCCGUUCCCCAGGCGGCGCAGCACCUGGUGGAUGGCUUGCAGGUGCUCCUGGAGGACUCCGUGAGCAGCGCGGCGCCCCCGAACCCCAGCGUCCUGAUCGCCAUGAACCUGGCCGGGGCCCUCAGCGCGGAGGCCCGCGAGCUGCUGGCCGACAGGCUCGGGGCCAGCGACUCGGCGGGGCUGAGCGUCGGCCAGCUGGCCCUCACCAUCAUGGCCCUCAACUCCUCCUGCCGAGACCCUGGGAAUAAAGUGUCGGUUCUAUAUGGACAGAUGGAAGCCUGGCCACCCUCGAGCCCCAGUGCUCCGGCUUGGACCUUCUACGGGCCCAGCCUGGCGGUGCUCGCCCUGUGCCAGGAGCACCCGGGGAGGGCCCUGCCCGUGGCAGCCCGCCUGGCCAAGAUCCUGGCAGCCGGCCUCUCCCCCUUCAACACGGACACAGGAGCCAUGGUGACUUUGGCUCUGACUUGUAUGUACAACAAGAUCCCGGAAGGUUCAGAGGAAGGUUACAGAACUCUGUUCAGUCAGGUACUAAAGGAUGUCGUGGAGAACAUCAGCAUGAGGAUCAAAGACAACGGCAUCAUCGGAGACGUCUACAGCACCGGCCUCGCCAUGCAGGCUCUCUCUGUGACACCUGAGCCACCUAACAAGGAGUGGGACUGCAAGAAGACCAUGGACACGAUACUUAAGGAGAUUGAGCAGGGGAAGUUCCACAAUCCCAUGUCCAUUGCCCAAAUCCUUCCUUCCCUGAAAGGCAAGACAUACCUGGAUGUGCCCUAUGUGUCCUGCAGCCCUGGUCAUCAAGUGCAACCCACUCUCCCCAGUCAACCCAGCCCCAUUCCCACCUCGGCAUCCAACAUCACCGUCGCGUACACCAUAAAUAACCAGCUGAAGGGGGUGGAGCUGGUCUUCAAUGAAACCAUCGAUGUUAGCGUGAAGGAUGGAUCCGUGCUCCUCGUUGUCCUAGAGGAAGCACAACGCAGAAAUCCCAUGUUCAAAUUUGUAACCACGAUGACAUCCUGGGGCCUUGUCGUGUCCUCUAUCAACAAUAUUGCUGAAAGUGUCCAUGACAGGACAUACUGGCAAUUCCUGAGUGGCAAAACACCUUUGAAUGAAGGAGUUGCCGACUACACCCCCCGCGACCAUGAGCACAUCACGGCCAACUUCACGCAGUACUGAGGCCGAGGUGGGUCCCGUGCUCUCAGACGUCCCCAAAGGAUGGUGGAGCCUUGGUUCACUUUAUGCCAAAUCUAUGCCAAAAAGUGGGUUAUCUACGAUGCGACCAUAUUCCUAAUAAAAACAUGGAAAUCACUGUGUAGAAUAAACGAUUCAAACUGCCUG
Molecule: messenger RNA, 1960 nt
Organism: Canis lupus familiaris (dog)
Lineage: Eukaryota; Metazoa; Chordata; Mammalia; Carnivora; Canidae
Product: cobalamin binding intrinsic factor
Exons: 9
Coding region: 545-1798 (417 amino acids)
Biological process (GO): cobalamin transport
Molecular function (GO): cobalamin binding
Source: RefSeq, a predicted model, not a curated record